UUUUCAAUCUUCAAACACGCUUUCUCCCCUAUUAAUGUCUCUACCAUUAUAUGUGGCUCCUAAUCUUUCCUUUCUAACAACCACCACCAGUAAGGUCUUGUGGAUGUGGAACCCUAAUCCAAUGACUACAAACUCUCAUGAGGAAGAUGAUGACUCAUGGGAAGUGAAAGCCUUCGCAGAAGAUACCAGAAAUGUCACAGGAAUGACUUGGCCGCCACGGUCCUACACUUGCACAUUUUGCAGAAGAGAAUUUCAGUCAGCUCAGGCUCUGGGUGGUCACAUGAAUGUGCAUCGUCGUGAUAGAGCUCGGCUCCAUCAAUCCCAGCCUCACUUGAAGAACCCUAAUUUAUCUUCUUCCAGUCUCUUGAUUCCAACUCAAGAAGUUGUUGCGAAUGGUGGUCUAUGCCUUCUCUACUCCAUACCAAACCCCAGUACCAUUUUCAACCCUUCAUCUAUAAAUAGUGUUCAAGGUAGCCCCUCCAUUUCACCUCAUCCGAAUACCAAUAAAUUCAUCAAUGCAAGUGUGGCUUCUCAUAGCUUCAAUUCUUCCGUUUCUAAUUCGAGCAACACAGAAGCAUCAAAUCAUAAAAGCAAUGAAGAAGUACUCAGUCUAUACAAGAAAAGAAGGAAAACUGAUUCAAUGGUUGCAGGAGUCGAUCUAGAGCUUCGUCUAGGAUGCAGCUCGUUGGCUUCUUGAAACACAUAUAUAUGUAGUGUGUGUUUUUUGUGCAUGAAUGUGUGGUUUUUUUCUAUUCUGUUCAAAAGCUUCAUUCUUUUCCUUUUUAAUAUGUAAAAGUAUGAAUUUUUUUAUUUGUUGUUUGCGAUUAUCAAAAGGAUAUUUUAUAUUACCCAUAGCAUAAAUAAAGGGUUCCGAUGUUUUGAA
Messenger RNA from Cynara cardunculus var. scolymus (artichoke), 883 nucleotides. RefSeq names its product transcriptional regulator SUPERMAN-like. NCBI's taxonomy places the organism in Eukaryota, Viridiplantae, Streptophyta, Magnoliopsida, Asterales, Asteraceae. The transcript has a single exon. The record is from RefSeq and is a predicted model, not a curated record. Bases 35 to 697 code for a protein of 220 amino acids.